AUGGGGAGAGUGGUGACCUUUUUCUCGGAUCGCAAUCAAGGUUUGUUAAAUGCAAUGGGGUUUGUGUUUCUUGGAUGGCCUCAUUCUUACUGUUACUAUCACCUCAAACAGAAUUUGAUAUCGAAGUACCCAAAGUCAAGUUAUGGGAAAUUGCUCCAAGACCAUGUUAUCAAUUUAUUUAGUAGAUGCGCAUUUGCUGUUACAGAGGAAGAGUUUACGGUAGCAAUAGAGGAGUUGAUGAUUGUUGGGAGUUCGAAAGUGAAGACAUUUAUAUCUGAUUUGUCUAGAGAUCACUAUGCCAACGCAUAUUUCAAAGGAAUGCGGUAUGAGGAGAUGGCAAACAGUUUAGCGGAGUCAUUUAAUAAUUGGGUUGGUGUGUUUCGAGAUUUGCCGGUGCUACCUUUGAUAGAAGGGAUUCGACAGAAAUUGAUGGUAUUGAAUUCUCAACGACGAAUUGAAGCGGAGAAGUGGACAACAAUUUUGUGUCCGGAGAUGGAAACUAGACUGUGGGAAAAUGCGGAGGCCGAUAGGACUUGGGUAGUUCAUCAUUCUAGUUUCACUGUUUUUGAAGUAUUUGCUGUUUAUUCUGUGAUGGACAUCUUGAGCAAAGGACUUGCUCUUGCCGUCUUUGAUAUUGGGAAAGGCUUGGGCAGCAACAGUUUUGCAGCUGGAGUUGUGCUUCCGCCAAUUACGAAGAGGCCAGCCGGAAGACCACCAACAAAGAGGAUCAAGGCUUUUGGUGAAUUUAAAGGGCCAUUGAAAUGCAGUCAGUGUAGUGUUACUGGGCAUAAUAGGAACACUUGCAAGGCUGUGAUAUGA
Molecule: messenger RNA, 819 nt
Organism: Prunus mume (Japanese apricot)
Lineage: Eukaryota; Viridiplantae; Streptophyta; Magnoliopsida; Rosales; Rosaceae
Source: RefSeq, a predicted model, not a curated record